UACGAUCAUUUCUUCAAAACGUCAUUCUUGCUUGAUCUCCCCCAUCAGCUGUGCGGAUCACAUACAGCAUCAUUCUGCCGUGCCCUGCAACUCUCAACACCAUCCCCCGGAGUGUAGGCAGGCGACCCCUUGUCGUUCCGUGUGCCAGCUGCUAGCGCGCGCUGGCAAGAGUUCGAUGUUGGUUGGAUAAUUUGGAUUAGUCAAUUUCACGGCGCAAAAUGUCGAAUAUGAGCGAUGAAGAGUCUCGGGACAAGCUCCUGAAGACGGUCAAAAAAGAGGUGAAACAGAUCAUGGAGGAAGCUGUCACGAGGAAGUUUGUUCACGAGGAAAGUGGAAGCAUCAUCUCUCUAUGUGCUGCUGUUGACGCGUGCUUGUCUCAGGGACUGAAGCGAAGGGCAGUGGGACUCUUCAAAGGAAACAACACUACCUUCUCACUCCUUAAACAGCUCUCCAAGAACUAUUCACCCGCUCACGAAGUCCUCCAGAAGGUCCAAGAAAUUGAACUCCGAUUAGAGGCCAACAAGAAACACAGUAACGGUGACAGUCCAAGUAACCACACACCCCAGCAGAACAUCAGAACAGCGCUGCAGCAGAAGCAUCUCUGGAUCAGGGUUGCCCUCUUUGAAAAAUAUCUUGCCAAAAUUUGUGAGCAUGUCUCGCAGAAUGGAAGUAAAUACUAUGACAAAGAUAGUCUUAUGUCAGACCCUGUUGAUGGUCCUAUACUUGCAUCUCUUCUUGUUGGUCCAUGCGCCCUGGACUACUCCAAGAUGAAGACGGCCGAUCAUUACUGGACGGACCCUCCUGCAGACGAGCUAGUCCAGAGACAUCGGAUACACAGUGCUGGACCAGGGGUAACCUCUGGCAGUAAUUCACCAAGAAGGCCGGGUCUACAGGUCAAGAAAACAGCUACGGGUACAACAGCAGAAGAGCACUGCAGAACACCAGUCUCGGCUAGGGACUACGUGGAAUCAUUACAUCAGAAUUCAAGGAGUACACUGCUUUAUGGCAAGAACAACGUCUUAGUACAACCGAAAGAAGAUAUUGCACUGAUCCCUGGCUAUCUAUCAUUACAUCAGACCGCUCUCCACCUCACCAUCAAGUGGACACCUAACCAGCUUAUGAAUGGAGGAGGAGUGGAAGAGACGGAGAUGGAGAGCGAAAAAAGGCAUUUUGAUUCUCUCGUCAUGAGAUUAAGGAAUGGAAGAAGAAAAAUUAUCUAUUGGGAUUAUGCUGUCACAGUAAAUGUAGAGGACAUUGUUUAUCUUCAUUGUCAUCAGCAACCGGAUAGUGGGGGUACCCUAGUCUUGGUAGGACAAGAUGGGGUUCAGUAUCCACCCAUCCACUUCCCUAAGGGGGGCCACCUCCUGGCGUUCCUCACCUGUCUUGAGAAUGGUCUCCUACCCCGGGGUCAGCUGGACCCCCCUCUCUGGUCCCAGAGGGGUAAAGGCAAGGUCCUUCCCAAGCUGCGGAGGAAGAGCUCCAAGAGCUCGGGAUUGGGCGUCGCCUCCUCCCAGGACGGCACCCAGAUCUUUGAAGGUGACGAAGCCACGGACUACGUCUUCAGAAUCAUCACAAGCUUCAGGCCAGAAUUUAUUCCUGAGGAAGCGAGCAUCCUGCCGAUCCGCAACGGAGGCAGCAGACACCACAACACGGCGUUCCCCUGGACGGCCCGGGAUAUGGGCCCCCGGCACGCCCUGAUCCGGCAGCAGGAGGUGGCCCAGAGUCCCACCAGUUCCUCCCCGUCCCCUGUCCAGCUUCCCCCUGCCAUCCCGUACUCCCCGGUCUCGCCCACCUCGGCCGAGCUGGCAGCCAUUACCAGCAGGUGGGACCAGUAUCAAGGAUCAUCGAUCAGAAUUCUUUGUGAUACAAUGAGAAGACAGAUUAUAUCAAGAGCAUUCUAUGGCUGGUUGGCCCAUUGCAGACACCUUCGUACCGUCCGAACCCAUUUAUCCGGCUUGGUUCAUCCAGUCAUCAUCACCAAGGAGAUGACAGAAGAAGCCUCGUUGGGACUGACCUGUGAGAAGUGGGCGGAGCUCUUCAACUCGGAGGAGGACAUCGACGAGGCGGAGGUCAUGAGGUUAAUUUAUUUUGGUGGUAUGGACCAUGAGAUUAGGAGAGAGGUCUGGCCCUACCUACUGGGUCACUACAAGUUAAACUCGACGGAAGAGGAGCGUGGCGGCGUCGAUGAGGGCGUCAGGCUGAAUUACGAGCAGAUCUUGGCUGAGUGGAUGGCUGUUGAAGCUAUCAUUAGACAGAGGGAUAAAGAUAACCAGCAGGCUAAACUGUCAUCGGAAAAUAGUUCAGAGGGGCAGAUACCACUCACAGGCCAUGAUCCUAGCUUGGACAGCGAGGUGUUCGAGAUCGACGACGACAACGACGAGUACGUUGAGAGCGGGGAGGUGAUCCAGGAGGUAGACCAGGCUGAUCUCACCAAAGAACAACAGGACUUUGUUCAGAAGGAAGACUAUGUGGUCCUAAGUCGAUGUAGGAGUCCACGCCAAGACACAUUAGAGACCGAGACUGGGCGGAGCCUUGGCAGUGAGGUCAGCGGAGACGUGCCAUGCGAGGUCAUCGCCAGCGGUAAGAUGUCACCGCCUGGUAGCGACGAAGGCUUUGGGGACGCAUCCAGUAUUACAGACAGUACUAGCAGACAUAGCUCAAGAUUGGCAUCAUCGUCAUACUCGUAUGAUUCCAGAGAGGUCAUCCAUGAAGGUCACAACGGUGAUAUCUGCAGCGAUGCGGAAGACAUUGACGUCCUCAAGAAAGCCCACUUUAACGAAGCCGACGAGGAGGGGAGUGGCCCGGAGGUGAUCGCCACAAACGGAGGCGGGAAGGCAAUCACCGUCGAGCUCGUCAACGGCAAGUCCCACGAGAAGGAGGAUGAAGAGGCAGGAGAGAACGAAAAAGAGGAAGAUGAUGAUGAGGAUGAGGGAGAUGCAACGAUCUGCUCCAGUAGGAGUAGCGCGGAUCCAGUCCUGGAAAUGAAGGGUCUGAACAUCCCAGAGGCUUCUAGUCAUCUGAUGGCUGAUAUGGCAACCGCCUCACCUGCAUCAUCUAAUGGAGGAGUCUAUUCGAAUGAGCUGCUUGACUCCUUCAGUCUGAAUCUCCAUCGCAUUGACAAAGAUGUCCAACGCUGCGACCGUAACUACCACUAUUUUACCUCAUCCAACCUGGAGAAGCUGCGUAACGUCAUGUGCACCUACGUCUGGGAGCAUCUAGAUGUCGGUUAUGUGCAGGGAAUGUGUGACCUUGUCGCCCCCCUCCUUGUUAUUCUUGAUGAUGAGGCAAAGUCAUACAGCUGUUUCUGCGAACUAAUGAAACGCAUGUCAAAGAACUUCCCACAUGGUGGUGCUAUGGACACGCAUUUUGCAAACAUGAGAUCCCUUAUUCAGAUCUUGGAUUGUGAGAUGUUUGAACUGAUGCAUCAGAAUGGCGACUAUACUCACUUCUACUUCUGCUAUCGAUGGUUCUUACUUGACUUCAAGAGAGAGCUGGUGUAUGACGAUACAUUUGCAGUGUGGGAGACCAUCUGGGCAGCCAAACACUGUGCAUCGGGACAGAUGGUACUAUUUAUUGCCCUAGCUCUGGUGGAAUAUUACAGGGAUAUCAUCUUGGAUAAUAACAUGGACUUCACUGAUAUCAUCAAGUUUUUCAAUGAAAUGGCGGAGCAUCACGAUGCCAAAGCUGUGCUGAAGAUAGCGAGGGAGCUUGUACACCGAGUUCAGAGCCUCAUAGAGAACCAGUGAACCUAGGCUCUUUGAUUCCAGUUUUUGCUCCUACCAUGGUCACCUUUAGCUAUGCCUGGGUCAUGGGUAGUAGUACUUAACAAGAGCAGCACCAGGAACUGUAGCAGUGACAGCAGCAACAGUAGCAGUAGUUGCCUAGAGACCUGAUGACAUAGGGUUCGAACCAACAUUCUGCUUUUUGUGUUUUGAUGUCCUUUCCAAUCAACCAAAUACCUGUCCAGACAUCCAUUUCAUUUUUGUCAAAGGUCUGUAUAUCUUUAUCUGUACUAUUGUGGAACACAUGUGAGGCAGCAUCGGAGUUGGAAUAUUUGCGUUAUGUGUCACCAUUGUUGUGUCUGGCCCAAGUCCUGUGAAAAUUGCACGCUUUUGUGUGUGUGUGUUGUGUUUUUUAUUUUUUCAUAGAAGAAAUGAAGGAGGGUAUGUAAAGGAAAACUAAAAUGUGAGAAAAUCUGUCUAAGUUCUAUUCAGUUGCAAUGUAAAGUUUAUCAUUUGAAAUGAUGCAUGAGAAUUUUUUAAUUAUUUAUUUUGAAGGAAAGAAAUGUCUCAUUUUCUUUUGCAGUCUUGUAUUGGUGAUCAUAUGAUCAGUUCAUUAGACUGUGUUGUCACUUUAUAAAGUUGUUCCAAAGUUAUUACUUUUAAAAAUGGCUGGACCAUGAACUUGUUUUCUAAAUCAGAUUCUAAAGUCAAUUUCAUCCACAUGAACCAAAGAUGAAAUAGGAUUCAUAUUCUUGUAGUUUUAGCCAAAUUUAAGUUGUUAAGUUGCGGUAAUAAAUUUCAAGAGAAAGUCUUUGAAAUCAAGGUUUUAUUAUUACCAUAUAGAUAUAGAUGUAGUAGGUUUAGUUUUGUAAAAUAAUGAAAUAUUAGCCGAAAAGAAAGCGCUCUAAAUGUCACCAACACAGAAAAGCAAGUGUAAGACUUGCUUAAAAAGACCCCUGCCACCCGGCAGAAAUGCCAUGAUCAUUUUCCUAAUUUUUUCAGCAAUUGUGCAUUUUCUACCAGAACCAUUGCUCUAGUGGUCAUUUUAUUUGAUUUUGGUAAAACACAUGGCAGCUGGAAUUUAUGUUUAACCUUUAACAAAAAAUCAGAUUGAAUAUUUAUUAUUUGUCAAAAUGUUUGAAGGGUUAUUUGAAAAUUAAGCUCCAAAUACGAACACCAGGGAGAAUGUAUCCAUUUAGCACAAGAUCAUGUUCCAGUUGUUUUUAAAAUCAUGUAUAACUUACAAAUGCCUUUAUAUAACACUGCAAGAGAUGGACAUACUAUUGAAAUAUAGAUUGUUUUGCAGCUUGUGAAGUGCUUGAGAUCAUGAGGGUAUGUAGACCUUAUAUUGAGCACAAUAAUAUCAUGAGUCUCAUUGUUUAAGGUUUAUAGAAAUAUAAUUAUAUUUAUGUUUGAAAUCAUUGUUUGAUGUUGUGAUUUAAAAACAACAAAAAAUAACUCUUUAUUCAGUAAUUCAUUUUGACACAGAAUAAUCUUUAUAUUUUCAUGUUGAAUAAUUUGGUUAAAAGUAGGGGAUAUUUAACAAGUUAAAAGCGUAUUCCAGAAAGUAAUUUGCUUGUAUAUCACUAUGGGUGUGUGCAAUAUAUAGAUGAAUGUAAUAAGAUGCAUCAGUUAUUUGAUACAUUGAUUUAGUUUGGUUGUAUUAGCUAAUGGAAAAAUGCACCUGAAGCAUAAUUAUCAAUGUUUAAUACUGUACCAAUAUUUAUGAUUUAUAUUUUAGCAAAAUAUAUCAAUGAGUUAAUCCUUGGUUUAGACUCAUUGACUAGCUUUGGGAGAAAAAAAAGACUGGACAAAUAUGACAAGACAUUUAACAGUAACUUUCCUCAAUCAUAUCUCAGAUUAUAUAUCAUUCCAUUAUGUUGGCAGUACUAAGACAGUAUUCACUUUUUAUGUGGGGU
This is a messenger RNA of Lytechinus variegatus (green sea urchin), 5641 nucleotides long. RefSeq names its product small G protein signaling modulator 2-like (gene sgsm1). Bases 219 to 3746 code for a protein of 1175 amino acids. The record is from RefSeq and is a predicted model, not a curated record. Gene Ontology annotation, molecular function: GTPase activator activity. The transcript is spliced from 24 exons. Lineage: Eukaryota; Metazoa; Echinodermata; Echinoidea; Temnopleuroida; Toxopneustidae. Gene Ontology annotation, biological process: activation of GTPase activity.